AUGUUUCGUCCUUUUCAAAGUCCUGAAUAUCUGACAAAUGAAGAAAGAGAAGACUUGGCACUCUAUGAUGCUCUGUUGAAUAAUAACCUGAAUGAAGUCAGGCAUCUGCUUCAGCAUACAAAAAGAGAUUUAAAUGAUCAGUUUCUGAUAGUGAGAAGCAAGCUUCAUGAACUCAGCAAUCCCAUUCGACUGGUUGCCAGAUUCGGCACAGCCACCAUGCUCAAAUUUCUGAUAGAAGCCGGAUGUGAUGUGAACAAAAGAAGUGAAGAGCUGAAGAGAUCCCCCAUCCACAUGGCAGUUUUAAACAACAACAUCAGCUGUUUGCAGCUUCUCAUCACAGCACAGGCCAAGCUGGACUCCCAUGAUGUGUUUGGCAACACACCAUGCCACUAUGCGGCCGAACUAGGCUACCACAAUGUUCUGGAUAUAAUGAUAAGAAUUGGGAUCCAAGUGAAUAGCCGGGACAUUGCUGCCAAGACUCCAUUGAUGAAAGCUGUACGUAAUAAUAAGACAGAGGCAGCAAUACGCUUAAUUCGAGCUCAUGCAGACAUUAACGUGACAGAUGUUAACAAUGAGCUAGCUUUACAUUUCGCUGUUAGGAAUGGAAAUUCAGAACUGGUUGAUAUCCUUUUGGCUUCAAGUAGUUGUACAGAUGUUCAGAAUAUUUGGGGCCGAACUCCUUUGAUAGAAGCUGUUUACUGUAACAACACUGAGAUUGUCCAGCAAUUACUGACUGCAGGUUGUGACAUACACAAACGAAUUAUUAAGACGCAAGAAACAGCUCUGCACCUUGCAAAAAGGAAAAAAUAUGCCCAGGUAGUAGAGAAGCUAUUAGAGUACAUACUGGCAUCUCUAGGACACACAAUCACGAUGCUUGCAACUUAUGACCUUGAUAUACAGAAGUACACAAGUCUGUUGGAGACAGACUCUAGAAGAGUUUCACUUUUUUUAAUGGCAGCUGAAAGACGUCACUUUCCAACCUGUCAGCUUCUGGCUCAGCUAGGCUAUGUCAAUCACAGUUUACGACCAUUGUUUCAAGCCAGUCUUGCACAAGAUCAUUUAUCUGAUGUCGACCGCAGAAGCCUGAUUUCAGUUUUAGAUAUCAUGAGCUCCACAGUUUCACUCAAACAGACUUGCCGUAGGGUCAUUCGACACUCCAUUGGCCACACAGUAUAUGACAAGAUCUGCAUGCUUCCUCUCCCCACCGUUCUCAGAGACUACUUGAUGUACAGACCGGAGCAUUCAAUGUUUAUGCCUCCAAUCAGCAGAUGA
Messenger RNA from Candidula unifasciata, 1272 nucleotides. The record is from the annotation of a GenBank genome assembly. Lineage: Eukaryota; Metazoa; Mollusca; Gastropoda; Stylommatophora; Geomitridae.